AUGCAUUGACGUGGCUCACCGAAUUUAAUGGACAUUCCCAUCUGUUCGUUAAAGAGUCCAUCAACUAUUGUCUGCGACGCCCAAAUGGUUUUGUAGUGACUCGUUCGAUUUCCGUUUACUCUGGCAAAAAUUGAAAUCACACGGGCAUGUUUUUCUUUGCUAAAUCGAAAGAAGAUUCGUCCUCGCCUGAUUCUUCCACUGGUAAACCACCACCACUACGAAGACAUGAUACUUUUGGGAGUACCGAAUUGUUUGAAGCUUGGGCAAAAGAUUCAUUUAUCAACCAAAGCACAAUUGACAUUUUGGUGAAAACGCAUCAAAUUGAUUGCUUGCCCGCGGUUCUGGCCUUAAAGAAAGACGACUAUACACAUUUGAAUUUACCGGUCGGUCAACGAAGACUUCUCGAGAGUGCGGUCGAGAAACUCCGCCAAGAAUAUGAACUAGUUCAACCGCCGACCCCAAAGGCGAAGAUUAAUCUUGAGAUGCCGGUUUAUAAAUCGAUGCUGGAGAUAGAAGAACUAGCAGAAGAAGGGAAAACUGGUCAAUAUGAGGAAAACCAAUCAUCUCGUAGGCCACAGUCCAUGGGGCAUGCUACUCAAAGCAUUUAUGGGCAAACACGAAGCUAUGUUGAGUCUGGUACUGAUAAAAAGGACAGCGGCCCGGAGAAGGAAGCUUUGCUGGUUUCUGAACAAAGUAAAAUUUCGCCGCAGACAUCACCAAAGUCAGCACAGAGGAGAAAAGAUGGCACAACGUCUUCAAGACAAUCACAAGAAAAAAGAGCCUCAAAGAAUUACACAGAUGAUAGCGGAGAUGAUGACGAUAUGAACACGCCAUGCGCAUGUCAGAGAUGGCUUUUCACCACCUUAUUCAUGCCAGAAUUUGCUGUUUUAUCAGUUAUUGGAUUCGUUCUUGUUGUUUUACUCAUGCCGUUUCGUUUAUGUUGUCCUCAAGGUGGAGUUUACACCAAUGUUGUAACUUUUAUAUUUGAAGUAUUUAUAAUGGCUCCUUGUCUCGCAUGCAAAUGGGCGAGGGGUAAAAGAAGACCUCAAGCUAAUACCUCUGCCUCGAGAAAGCCCCGCUAUGGUGGAACAGAUGAUUUGGAGCUUGGCGACAAAUGACGAACGCUACAGUACGAUUUUCUGAGAAAUUAAAUCUACGAACAUGUCUAAUUUUCGCCUCCUGCAAAUUUUUGUUUCCGGUGGUAAUACUGAAGGGAAGGCUCUGAAGGGGGAAAAUUAACCCUUUCCACCCUAACAUCAGUAUGCAUAUUCUCCAUACUGUUCUCUUUACAUUUCCUAAGGUGCUGUU
Stylophora pistillata is the source of this 1308-nucleotide messenger RNA. Its product is annotated as BRO1 domain-containing protein BROX. The record is from RefSeq and is a predicted model, not a curated record. Lineage: Eukaryota; Metazoa; Cnidaria; Anthozoa; Scleractinia; Pocilloporidae.